Phytophthora nicotianae INRA-310 is the source of this 895-nucleotide messenger RNA. RefSeq lists its product as hypothetical. NCBI's taxonomy places the organism in Eukaryota, Oomycota, Peronosporomycetes, Peronosporales, Peronosporaceae. Bases 451 to 846 code for a protein of 131 amino acids. The transcript has a single exon. The record is from RefSeq and is a predicted model, not a curated record.
GGAAUAACCCCGCUUCGCAUAGAGAUCACGUCAGGAUCCUUCGAUGAGAGCCACGCCCCGUUCUUUUUCGCCAGGUAGAGCUGCAGCUUGUUUGCCGCGAAGUCAAACUUCUGGUCCUCAGCAAUCAUCUUCUUCAAGUCUCCCACCAACUGAACAGCGUCGAUAUCCACCUCGAACGCGCUUCCCGCCACCCCAACGAUCGCACAAAAGAGCUUCACCAUCUUCUCUCGAGCCGGCAGAUUCUGGAAUGCGGAAGAAGGGAGGGGGUUAAUGACGAGGAUUUAUGGUCGGGAAUGAUUGAUGUUUUCGAGACAGCAGAUCUGUGACGACCUGUUGAAUUCAUUACCGGAACUACACGCAGCACUCCGCAGUAACCCGUCCAGGAACUAGCAGCUCUGGAGACGUACGUCGAGUGUCAAUGCAAGAAUCAGCACGUUCGAGUUGGUGGGGAUGCCACCGAAUGACGGCGGUGCGGACAGGGCGGAAGUGCAUAAUGCCGUCGCGGCGUCAACCAAGUUGAAGUGCCAUAUGAACGAGGUACUCAAUGUGCUUGUGAGUCAGAAGACGAGUUACUAUGAGGCGACGAUGCAGGCGUUGAGGGGUAAGCGAUUCGAAGGAGGAGAAGUAUUGUAUCGAGAACGGUGUCGUCUGGUACCCAAUGGAGUCAAGGGUACCGGGACUCAAGCGCUUCUUGGCGUACAGAUGGCCGCGUUCCGUCCGAGUUGGCAGCUCCGUUUGGCUCCGAGUCAUCUCUGUCACCCGGAACAUCCGAGUUCACAGAGACUGUGCUUUGCGUCGUUAACGCAUUCUAAAAUAAUAGUAGGGAGAAUCUCUGUUCGUACUUAAGCGGGACAAUGGCGUGUCAGACUUAACCAAUGACGAGACAGUGCGGAAA